Molecule: messenger RNA, 1121 nt
Organism: Paramormyrops kingsleyae
Lineage: Eukaryota; Metazoa; Chordata; Actinopteri; Osteoglossiformes; Mormyridae
Source: RefSeq, a predicted model, not a curated record
CUGCAGUGUCCUGGUCCUGCACAUGAAGAGAUUCAGCUUCACACCACAGUUUCAGCUGGUCAAAGUGCAGGACCCAGUUCUCCUCCGCAGGGAGAUCUCCCUGCUCCCCCACUUCAGGGAGAUCUCCCAGCUGACAGGGACACCUGAGGCAGCACAGCUCCCAGAAGCUCACCGGACGGAGAGCCAGACCACACAGGAGGCACAAAUGCCAGCUGAAGAACAACCAGGGGAUGCCUCAAGGAUGCUAGGUGGAGAUGCAGAAGAAGACGAUGCUUUGGAGGAGGAGAGUGACACCGUCUGCGAGAACCUGCCUACAGCAGACUCACUGCCCCCUGCAGGCGGAGACGGUGGUUUCCGAGACGUGGGAAGGGCAGCCAGUCGGACACCAGUACCAGCUUGUCGGUAUUCUCAGCCACCUUGGUUCCAGCGCAACCUCUGGUCACUAUGUCAGCGACACCUUCAGCGUGGAAGAGAAGGGCUGGCUCUCUUUCAGCGACCACAUAGUGACCAGGUCAGAUGAGGAGCAGGUGCUGAGGAAGAGGGAGAACAGCGCUACAUGCUGUUCUACACACAGCAGGAGUCCUUACACUGAAGACCGCUGAUGCCUCCAUACUGGGGACCAUAACUUAAAAAGUAUGGAAGUAGAGGAGAAUAUGGAAGAGGACCAGAAGGACAUGUAAGAGGAUCAGAAGCACACAUUUACAUGACCCUGCGUUGGAUAUCACCAUCGCCAUUUUCAUCAGGACAAUCUAUAGCAGCAGUCCCCCCUAUUUAGAUAACUUAAAAUGAUCAUUUUCUUUUAUUUACAAUAUAUUGCCAAAAAUUUUGGGACACCUACCUUAACCCACACCCAAUUGCUUCCACUUUGUUAUAAUACCACUAACAAUUGACCGUGGAAUAUUUAGUAGUGAGGAAUGGACUUAUUGUACAGGUGGCAUCCCAUCAUGACACCACUCUUGAAUUCGCUGAGCUCCUGAGAGUGACCCUUUCUUUCGUAAAUGUUUGUAGAACAAACAUUUACCUGUGAACAGGUGUGGCUCAUUAGGAGCCAGGUAGGGUAGAAAACCUACUGGACGGUAGCUGUCCAGGAGCAGAGUUGGAGACCCCUGUUGUAGAAGCAG